Molecule: messenger RNA, 534 nt
Organism: Galeopterus variegatus (Sunda flying lemur)
Lineage: Eukaryota; Metazoa; Chordata; Mammalia; Dermoptera; Cynocephalidae
Gene: GP9
Product: glycoprotein IX (platelet)
Exons: 1
Coding region: 1-534 (177 amino acids)
Molecular function (GO): protein binding
Source: RefSeq, a predicted model, not a curated record
AUGCCUGCGUGGGGGGCCCUGUUCCUGCUCUGGGCUGCAGCAGAGGCCACCAAGGACUGCCCCACACCGUGCACCUGCCAGGCCCUGGAGACCAUGGGGCUGUGGGUGGACUGCAGUGGCCAGGGGCUCACAGCCCUGCCUGCCCUGCCAGCCCGCACCCGCCACCUGCUGCUGGCCAACAACAGCCUGCGCUCCGUGCCACCGGGUGCCUUCGACCACCUGCACCAGCUGGAGAACCUGGACGUGAUGCAGAACCCCUGGCACUGUGACUGCGGCCUGACCUACCUGCGCCUCUGGCUGGAGGACCACACUCCCCAGGCCCUGCUGCAGAUCUACUGUGCCAGUCCAAGCCUGGCCACCCUCCGCCCCCUGGGCCAGCUGACGGGUUACCAGCUGGGCGGUUGCGGCUGGCAGCUCCAGGAGCCCUGGGCAUCCUCAGAGGUCUGGUGGGAUGUAGUGCUGGUGGCCGUGGCCGUGCUGGGCCUGGCUCUCCUGGCUGGCCUGCUAUGUACCACCACAGAGCCCCUGGACUGA